Molecule: messenger RNA, 1073 nt
Organism: Cheilinus undulatus (humphead wrasse)
Lineage: Eukaryota; Metazoa; Chordata; Actinopteri; Labriformes; Labridae
Product: charged multivesicular body protein 6-like
Exons: 8
Coding region: 125-748 (207 amino acids)
Biological process (GO): vesicle budding from membrane; late endosome to vacuole transport via multivesicular body sorting pathway
Cellular component (GO): ESCRT III complex; multivesicular body
Source: RefSeq, a predicted model, not a curated record
AUGGUGGCAGACAGCUAGCCUCUGCUAGCCGUUGUAGGCUCUCUGUUGUCAUGGCUAAUUGCUCCGUAAAAGGCAAUAUUUUGUCUAUUGAUGAAGGAGGAUGUGGAGGGGAUGUGGCUAAAUAAUGGGAAACGUUUUUGGGAGAAAGGGUCGGCCGUCUCGUGUAACCGAACAGGAUAAAGCCAUUUUGCAACUGAAGCAGCAGAGGGAUAAGCUGAAGCAGUACCAGAAGAGGAUCACCCUACAACUGGAGAAAGAGAGACUUCUUGCAAAGCAGCUCCUCAAAGAUGGCAAGAAAGAAAAAGCGUUGCUGCUUCUUAAGAAAAAACGCUAUCAGGAUCAGCUGCUAGACAAGACGGAAAAUCAGAUUUCAAACCUGGAGCGCAUGGUUCAAGAUAUCGAGUUCAUGCAAAUAGAGAUGAAAGUCAUAGAGGGGCUAAAGGUUGGGAAUGACUGUCUGAAGAGUAUGCAUGAGAUCAUGUCAAUUGAGGAUGUGGAGAGAAUCCUGGAUGAGACCCAAGAAGCAAUUGAAUAUCAAAGGCAAAUAGAUGACAUGCUGGCUGGAGCCCUGACUCAGGAGGACGAGGAUGCCGUUUUAGCCGAGCUAGAAGCUAUCACUCAGGGAGAAGAUGUAGCACUUCCAGAGGUCCCCACUGAGCCGAUACCUGAGGUCCCAGAGGCAGCUAAAGCAGAGCCAGAGAGGAGAGAAGCAAAGAAAAAGCCAGAGAGAGAAAUGUUGGCAGCCUAACAGACUGAAUUUGUGGAUUGAAGCUGGCUGUCUUUCUGCUGAUAGGCACUCUGUGAUUUUGAAUAUUUCAUCCUUAAAUGUUUGUUGAUGAAGGUGGGACCUUUGCAGUGCACCUUCACAGCUUUUACUGGAUCAGCACUGUGUCUGUACUCUGGUACUCCACUCCUCUGAAUAUCUACAUGAAGGAAGUGAAAUGAUCUGACUUGAUGAAAGCAAUGUCACAUUGUAACUGUUCUGGUUUUGGCACUACACAGUGUAAGGACUCAGUUUUAGAUGUUUUACACAUAAAAUCCGUUUUCCAUAGUAAAUUGAGCUGUGGCAAAAA